GACUUAUUGGCACUGAUUUGACUUUCCCAUUGUUUGAUUUCUUCAGGGAAGACUGGGAUUCUAUCACUGGUUUUUUUUUCAGCGCUAUCAUCAUCAAGAGGAAUACUGUCUUUUGGCGUAAUCUUCAUUGAAGUUUUUUUUUUUCUAAGAAGAAGGGGAAACCAGAAAGAAAUCUUUUAAAAGAAGAAAUCAUUUUGACAUCUGUGUCUCAUUGUCAGAGCUCUUUGGGUGUCAGAGCUGAGGAACAGAGCUGGAUCGGAGAGCGAUAUGCACGGGGAGAACGCAGGUCUCUGGGGCGGACUGGGACCCCUCCUGUCACCGUAAGACCGUGAGAGGACCGUGACAGUCCACAGAAGGGGGAUCAGGAGGACACGAGAGAGGGGGGGGGUACCGUCCACAGAAGAGGUAUCAGGAGGACACGAGAGAGGGGUACAGGGGGUAUAGUCCACCGAAGGGGGAUCUGGACACGACAACUACAAGCAUGUCAAGCCUGGUUGGAGUGAUCGCACUUCUGGUGUGUUACAUCCUGGUGUCGGCAAAGGCAUUGAUUGACGCGGAUGACGUCAUCACCAAGAACGAGCAGAUCUACCUUCUGAUUGGUGCAGGGGCCAAGUGUAAUCGGAGCAUCCGUGCCCUACUCAGCUCAGUGAAGGAGAAUGAGUGUGCACCUGAGUGGGAUGGCAUCAUCUGCUGGCCUCAAGGAAAGCCUGGUCAGCUGGUGUCAGUCUUAUGCCCCGAAUACAUCUAUGACUUCAACCACAGAGGUCACGCGUAUCGGCAGUGUGACACGUCGGGGACGUGGGAUCUGGUUUCGAGCAUCAACCGCACCUGGGCCAACUACACCGAGUGCACCACCUACCUGCGGACCAACCCUGGCAACCAGGAGGAGGCGGUGUUUGAGCGUCUGCACCUAAUGUACACGAUUGGCUACUCCAUCUCUCUGGUCUCUCUCCUGGUUGCUCUCUUCAUUCUGUGCUACUUCAAACGCCUCCACUGCACGCGGAACUACAUCCACAUCCACCUCUUCACGUCCUUCGUGUGUCGGGCGGUCAGCAUCUUCGUGAAGGACGCCGUGCUCUACACCGUGUCGGACGAGGCCAAGCCUGAGGAGGAUGGAGUGGGGCAGAGGCCACACAUGGUUGGCUGUAAGGUGGCGGUGACUUUAUUCCUGUACUUCCUGGCCACCAAUCACUACUGGAUCCUGGUGGAGGGCCUCUACCUGCACAGCCUCAUCUUCAUGGCCUUCCUCUCCGACAAGAGUUACCUGUGGGCUCUCACCAUCAUCGGCUGGGGUGUUCCUGCUGUCUUUGUGUCCAUAUGGGUCAGUGCUCGAGCAUCUUUAGCGGACACCCAGUGCUGGGAUAUCAGUGCUGGCAACCUCAAGUGGAUCUAUCAGGUUCCCAUUCUGGCCGCCAUCGUUGUGAACUUCUUCCUGUUCCUCAACAUCAUCAGGGUCCUGGCCUCUAAGCUAUGGGAGACAAACACAGGCAAACUGGACCCCCGGCAGCAGUACAAGAAGUUGCUGAAGUCGACCCUGGUGUUGAUGCCCCUGUUCGGGGUGCACUACAUGGUGUUCAUUGCGCUGCCCUACACGGAGGUGACGGGGGUCCUGUGGCAGGUGCAGAUGCACUACGAGAUGUUCUUCAACUCCUCACAGGGCUUCUUCGUGGCGUUCAUCUACUGUUUCUGCAAUGGCGAGGUGCAGGCAGAGGUGAAGAAGGCAUGGCUAAGGCGGAGCCUGGCGUUGGACCUGAAGCAGAAAGCUCGCGUCACCAGCAGCGGAGGGGGCGGGAGCUGUUACUAUGGCGGCAUGAUGUCACACACCACCACCCAGAGCGUGUGCCUCAGUGUGGGCGGGACCAAAGGCCUUCCGCUGUUGGGUGGGGCUGGCAUCGGGGUUAAAGGUCAGCCCCGCCUCCCCUCCCUCCACCACACCCUUACCAACCUACCCGGUUACGUGCCCACCGACACGGAGAUGCCCGCUCCCACGGUAACCCAGCAGGAGCUGGUGCUGAGGCGGGCAGUCCGGGUGGGCAUCCUGGCACCCCCUAGUGCCGGUACAGCGGAAGGUCAAAGGUCACGAGAGGCUGAGGGGGAGGCGCCCGGUGACCCUGAACCCUUCCUGCCGCCUGAGGAGGACCACUUCAGCUCCGUCUCGAUCAAAGAGCUGGAGACCAUCCUGUGA
Molecule: messenger RNA, 2185 nt
Organism: Clupea harengus (Atlantic herring)
Lineage: Eukaryota; Metazoa; Chordata; Actinopteri; Clupeiformes; Clupeidae
Source: RefSeq, a predicted model, not a curated record